Camponotus floridanus (Florida carpenter ant) is the source of this 1625-nucleotide messenger RNA. It is a transcript of the gene Gas8, whose product is annotated as dynein regulatory complex subunit 4. Gene Ontology annotation, biological process: cell motility. The record is from RefSeq and is a predicted model, not a curated record. The coding region runs from base 201 to 1625 and encodes 474 amino acids. Gene Ontology annotation, molecular function: small GTPase binding; microtubule binding. The transcript is spliced from 8 exons. Gene Ontology annotation, cellular component: motile cilium; Golgi apparatus; microtubule. NCBI's taxonomy places the organism in Eukaryota, Metazoa, Arthropoda, Insecta, Hymenoptera, Formicidae.
AAACGAUCUUACAAAACAGUUUCACUCGAAAAUGUCAAGCUAAGUACGUAGCGAGUUGUACAGACCUACGUCAGCUGAUGUGAACUAUAGACUCGAUAGUAGUAUCAUUAUCAUUAUUAUUGUUGUUAUUGUACAUUUGCUGUAAUCUUUAAAGAAACAUCAUAUAGAAUAAUUUUUUUACGUAUUUUUAUCGAUAAAAAAUGGGUCCCAAAAAGGCAAAAGGGAAAACGAUGGAUAACGUUGAUGGGGUAGAUACAACGAAAAUGAAUAGGGAGCAAUUGGAAAUAUAUGCUCACAAAAUCUUAGAAGAAAUGGAACGUGAGCGGGAGGAAAGAAAUUUUUUUCAAUUAGAGAGAGAUAAAUUGCGAACUUUUUGGGAAAUUACGAGACAUCAGCUGGAUGAAGCACGCGCUAUAGUCAGAAAUAAAGAACGUGAGAAAGAGGAACUAGCAGAGAAGCACGAGGCCGAACUCAAGUUAUACAAGCAGAAAGUAAAACACUUGAUGUACGAGCAUCAGACUAAUUUGUCCGAGAGCAAGGCCGAGCAUCUGGUUGCUCUCAAAUUGGCGCAAGACGAUCACGUUGCGCAAGAAAACGAACUUAUUAAAGACAAAACGGAACUCAAGAAAACGCAAAACGAACAAGAAUUGGCGUACAUGAAUGAAAUACGAGCGUUGAAGUUGCAUCAUUCGGAGGAAAUGAAUAACAUGAUGAACAAAUUCGAGUCCGAAGCGGUAGAAUUGGAGCAAAAGUACGAACAGAAAUUAACCAGUCAAUACGAGUCCUUAACGUUGAAGCAUCGAAUGGAAAUUACAGAAGUGGAGGAAAGAAAAAAUGCGCAAAUUGCGAAUUUGAUAAAAAAUCACGAAAAUGCGUUUGCCGAGAUGAAAAAUUAUUAUAAUGAUAUCACUCUCAAUAAUUUAUCGUUAAUUAAGAGCAUGAAGGAACAAAUGGAAGCGAUGAGAAGUAACGAAGAACGUAUGAAAAAGCAAGUGCGAGAAUUGACAACGGAAAAUAAAAAAUAUUCGACCGAUUUAAAAUCAUUGCAAGAAACAUCUUCUGAACUUAAUCGUCAGCUUGUAAAUUAUGAGAAAGAUAAACAAAUUCUAGCUAAUACGAAACGAAGAUUGUCUACAGUGGCAAAGGACCUGGAAAAUUUAAAAUGGGAAAAUGAAGUGCUUGAACUGCGUUUUGAAAAAUGUCAAUCCGAGAGAGACGAGUUACAUUCUAGAUUUGUCUCGGCUAUUUUCGAACUGCAACAGAAAACGGGUUUAAAAAAUGUUCUCUUGGAGAAAAAAUUGGAAAAAUUAUCGGAGUUACUGGAGCAACGAGAAGCGCAGAUCAGCGAAGCGUUGGCCGCUGCUCAAUUAGAUCCUACGGCGGUGGUCAAUGCGAAUAAAAAAUUAGAAGAUAUGCUUAAUAGAAAAAAUACUGCAAUACAAGAUCUGCAAUAUGAAUUGGCGAAGGUUUGUAAAGCACACGACGAUUUAUUAGCGACUUAUGAGAGUAAAUUGCAAGAAUAUGGGAUUCCCAAAGCUGAACUUGGAUUUCAGCCUUUGAGGAUGAGGAUAGCCGGUGCGAAAUUGGGUCUAGGUCCAACGAGUUUUGUUAAUGCGCAUCAGUAA